Phaedon cochleariae (mustard beetle) is the source of this 7651-nucleotide messenger RNA. Lineage: Eukaryota; Metazoa; Arthropoda; Insecta; Coleoptera; Chrysomelidae. The record is from the annotation of a GenBank genome assembly.
UAGUUUUGAAGAAGUUCAUGCAUCUCAAUAGAAAGUGUUGAUAAGGAUUGAUAAAUUAACGAGUGUGAGUAGAAAGUACACACAUAUUUUUAUGAAAUGGCCUUCCAGUCAUCAUUGACAUUCUAUCGUUGCUCCGCAACCUGUAAAGCUCUCGUCAGACUGAAUUUUUCAGAAAGAGUAUUCAAAUUUUCUACAAAAAUGUCCAAACCAAGUGUUUAUAUAACGAGGACAGUGAAUGAGGCAGCAUUGGACCUGCUUCGACAACACUGCGAGGUGACGUCAUGGGCAGGACCGGGCCCAGUCCCCAGAGAUGAACUUCUACGAAAUAUCGAAAACAAGGCCGCCCUUUUCUGCAUGUUGACGGACAAAAUAGAUUCCACGAUCCUUGACAAAGCUGGCAACACUCUGAAAGUUAUAGCAACCAUGUCGGUAGGCUACGACCACCUGGACGUCAAAGAAAUAAUUAAAAGAGGCAUCAAAAUGGCGUACACUCCCGAUACCUUGACAGAAGCAACGGCCGAGUUGGCGGUAGCCCUAUUGUUGGCUACCAGCAGAAGGCUACUGGAGGCUAAUGAAGAGGCUAGAACAGGCGGGUGGAAAGCAUGGUCACCAUUUUGGAUGUGCGGACCUGGUCUGCGUGGUUCUACGGUAGGAAUCGUAGGUUUUGGCAGGAUAGGACAAGAAAUCGCCAGAAAACUGAAAUCCUUCAAUCCAAAGAGGAUUAUCUACUACAACAGAUCAGAAAAAUCGAAGGCAGCUCGAGAAAUUGGCGCAAAUCGAGUUGACUUUGACAGCCUCCUGGCAGAGAGUGAUUUCAUCAGUGUCAGCGCAGCUCUAACUCCAGAAACGGAGAGAAUGUUUGGAGAAGAAGCCUUCAGAAAAAUGAAACCUAAUGCUGUGUUUGUCAACACAAGUAGAGGUGGACUAGUUGAUCAAGAUGCCUUGUUUAGGGCACUCGAAAACAAAACAAUUUGGGGAGCAGGUUUGGAUGUUAUGACACCUGAACCUUUACCAUUAGACCAUCCAUUGUUCAAGCUCAAGAAUUGUGUAAUCAUACCGCAUAUUGGUAGUGCUACUAUCGAAACUAGGAAUGAAAUGGGAUUAUUAUGUGCUCAGAAUAUAAUUGCAGCUCUGAAAGGGCAAAAUAUGCCUUCUGAACUAUUGCCACCGUUAUAAUAGGGAUAGUAUUGAAAACCAUGCGUUAUUGUUGAAGUUCAUCAGGCAUACACGGAUUUACAUUUUGACUGGCAUUUUGUUUUAAUAUCUUUAAGUACGGUUCUGUCCAGUUUACAGUCCUUGGCCUUGGUUAUGCGAGUUAUGCGGCAUGUGAAAUGAUAACUAUGGCAUCUACUAACUUACUUGCGUUUACAUAAUAAAUGGGCGUAGUGAAGAAUUUAGUAGAUUUUGCUUCCAAACUCAAGUUUCUAAUGCAUAGAAUCGACUUAGCACACAUUUCAUAUUCUUCAACUUUCUAGGUUAUAUAUAUAUAAUAUUAGCACAGCACACCAAACAUAAUUAAAUGAAAAGUCAACCAUGGAACAUCAUGUAAUUUUCUAUGACUUAUUACAUGUAUGUCAGUGUCAGUGGGGUAACAAGGAUAAGGCAAAAAGGGAUUAUAUUUUUAAGAAGCUCUAAAUUUGAGUGUGUUGAAAACACUGAACUAUACCCUACAGGGUAUAGUUCAGUGGUUGAAAACAGGAAAUAUGAUGAUAUAUUAUUGUGUAAUAAGAAAUCAAAAUGUUCUUGUCAAAUUCACUAUCUUUAUAUUUAUACAUAAAUACUCAGUUGGUUUUAUAAAAACCAUUAUCACAAUUAAAAAAAAUACAAGGUAUUAUAGGUACCUAAUAUACCUAAUUGUACAUAAAGCAAAAGGCAAACAUGAUAUUUUGUUGGAAUUCAACAGUGCAGGAAUAAUAAUUAGUCUUUCAGUCCUACAUUUUCUUUUUUGGGAUUACAAACAUUUCUAACGGUUUUUCAAGAUAUUUGUUAUAGUAUACAGUACAGUACAGUAUAUACAGGGUAUCUCACAGUUGAUGGUAUCUAGACGAAUACGGAAAACGGGACAUUGGUGUUUCCUGAAAAUUUGUUUACUUCAAUAAUCACAGCUGAUCUAACGCAUGAAAAUAUUUUCAGCGAUGCAGCGUUGCCGCUUAUACCAAAAAGUAGCAUCAUCUUUGACAUUUCGAAUGGGACACCCUGUAUAUUAUUUCGUUUUUAGAUUCGUUUGAAUACAUUCUGAAUCUUAUUGUCUCAUACCUAUCUAUUCCUAUAUAUCUAACAAAUUUGGAGUUAAUAAUUAUUUACCCCAUUUUUUGUUCAAAACAUAGCUUUAAUGUUUAUUACUGUCAUAUUAGGAUUCACAAAAACUUGAAAUUCUGUGUAUGUAUGUACUGUGUAUUAGAUGUUUUAUGGAGGAGUUUUGUUCUGCAUUAUACAGGCUCGCCAGAAAAUAGUGAUAUUUCACGGCUAAAUAUCUAAAUAGUGAGAAGAUGAUGCUACUUUUGAUAUAAGCGACAACACUGCUUCGCUGAAAAUAUUUUCAAACGUUAAAUCACGUGUAAUUAUUGAAUCAACAAAAUUUUUAGAAAAAUUCAAUGUCCCGUUUUCCGUAGACGUCUAAAGAAACCAUUGACCGUAAGACAUACUGUAUAUACAUAUAGUGAACUUUUCAUUAGAUUGGUUGAAUUUUUCAACAAAAUAAUGUUCAGCUAAAAAAGUCUAGUGAUCUUUAAAAAAUUAGGUUCACAGCAUAUUUACAUAAUACCCAUCAAGCGCUUCUAAAGUGGAAUAAGCUUGUUUUGAUUAAAUCAGAUCAGGUCCUAAGUGAUCACAAUUCUGAUUUGCCUAUUGGUGGAUAUUAAUUCCAAUCCUAUAUUCUUCAUACGUUGGCAAUUCACUCAUUAUGAACCUCCUAACCCAUCUAGAGGGGGAGUAGAAACUAGUUAUUGUUCAAAACCAAUGGAUUAUUCCUGGGAAUACAAACAAAUAAGAACAAAGAACCGACGUCAGAAAUAAUUUUCCAGAAGACAUAAGGAAUUUAGAAAACGGUGUUACAUAAUUUGCCUCGGAUUGAUUUGAAGCGCACCUGAUGAUAUUGUGCAGUACAAGGACCCUUUAAAAAAUGAUUUUCGAACAAUUUGGAACGCCAACAAACUUAUUAUAAAUACCGUAAAACGGGGUUAAGUGUACCAUAGUGGGUAAAAUGAAUCAGUCAGGUGAUUCAGUACAAAAAAGAGGGCGCUGUUUGCUCAAACUGUAGGAUUGAAACGUUUUCGCGACCCAGUCGCCUCCCCAGUACGUCUAAGUGAGUGAAGGAGGAUGUUUGGCCGCGCUUAAAGAAACACAAGAGUAUCAGGAACACAAAUCAGGCUCAAACAGAUUUUGCUAUUUUUACAAAAUUGUUUAAACAAUUGAUUGGGGAGGCACUAACUCUAUAAUUUUAUUUACUUACAUGCUAAAUGUGAUUAAUAGUUAAUUACUCAACGUACAUUUUUUGAUAAAAUUUGUGUCCGAAUGUUGUUAGUUGAAUUUCAUCUUUUCUUUGAAGUGGUCACUAUAAUGGGUAAAAUGAAUCAUUCUAACUUCUAUGAAAGUAUGGGGUUUAUAUUUUGUGAUUGGAUAUUUUUUGUUAUAUCUUGCUAUAACUAAGAAUUAGUCAUCAUUUUCUUAUGAUUUUUAUUCUUAACAUGCCGAGAAUCUAUUAUAUUAUAAAAAUGCAAUCACAAAAUAAUAAUAAUAAUAAUAAUAAAAAUAUUUUCUUAUUCACUUUACUCUUUUCAAAAUUAUUUUCGACUGAGCCAGUCGAAAAGGGUGCCAGAACCUACAUUAUUUUUUGUACAUUUUUUGUCCCAAUACUUUUUCGAAAAAACGCCGUAGUGUACGCGCCAGAAUGGGACCUUCUAUGGCUCUGGGCAUCUGCUAGAUGUCCCAGAUGAGCGCCUGAUGGACCCAUUCAAUCUCAAGUGUCUCUCUUUCCCGAGAUUUACAACACUCUCGGGGACAUUAUCAACAUCAGGUCCUCCAAAUGUCAAAAUGUCAUCGAAAAUAUUUUUUCACGAAGAUUGGUUCUCGAAAACAAAAAUCGAAUAGCCAGUAUAAUACCAAAAGAUUGGCCCAGUAUAAUGCAUUGCUAUCUGUAGAAAUAACCAAAAAUGCAAAGUUUGACUGAUCAUGGGAAUGAUAAAAGCAUAAAGAGUCAGAUUCUCCAUUAAGACCGACUGAGAAGACAGCAUUGGAAACAAUAUUGAAGGCAAUGUUACACCUGCCUAAUUUUUAGACUGAUGACGUGACAAUAGGAUUCGAGUUUUCUUUGUUGGAAGAUGAUCACACUGUCACCUUUCAUUUAUUUGCCGUAUUCAUAUUUUCGUUUCACCAAUGUGAAUAUGCCUUCAGAGGCGGUGCCACUAACUAUCUUCUUAUUAGGAAUUUAGCAUAGACCCCAGAGUAACUAGUUCAAAAGAUCUAUUUUGCUUAUUUCUUCUGCAAAAAAGACAUUACAGAAUAUCUUUGGCAAUGGUUCCACAGAGUUAUCCCCACCAUGUAUCCGUGUUUGGCAUUGGAAGAUUGUUGGCAUAUUAUUUUUUAAUGAAUUAAGAUUUAAUCGCGGUGUCUAUCUAUUGUUAUUAACUGUGAGCACUGACCCGCAAAUGUACGAGUGUCUGAAAUUAUCCCCACCAUUCGUGAUUCCAUUCAUUCAUUCCAUUGGUGGCCAGGUAGCCGUGCGGACAGAGUGUCUAUAUUCUAAUUCGCAUUCGCUUGCCGGUCGUGGGUUCGAUCCCCGUCGACUGCAGAAAUUUUUCUGAUGGCCCAAGAAAGUGUUUGGGAUCACACGUUAAAAGGUAAGGCCCCCGUCAUUCCUUGCUCGCACAAGACUUUCGAAGACUUUUGAGGGUUGCUCGUAAGGGGGCAACCGAAUGACGGAUAGAACAAACAACAAAACAAAUUCAUCCGUUAUUGGCAUUUCUUAGGAUUCACGGCGUAUUCUUUUCAAUGAUUUAUGGAAGAUUCGAGGUGGCUAUCUAAUGUUAUUUAGUCUGAUGUAUAAACACUCAAAUAAUCCACGCACUUUACAAAUAUUCUAUCUACUACAUCGUAUCCUACACGCGCAAAAUCUCCAACGCCUUGUUGUAGCAGAUGGCGAUCCAGUCGGGCUGCGUGGCGCCCCACUGGAUCUGAUUGACCUCCCCUUCUGCAGCCGUAUACGCCAGGAUGGGAUCUUCUAUGGCUCUGGGCAUCUGCUGGAUGUCCCAGAUGAGCGCCUGAUGGUCGUCGCCUGCGGUGCAGAUGUGGCAGCUGGAGUGGGGCGCCCACGCGAUGCCGUUCACGCAUGCGCGGUGGUUGUUGAGGCGGGCGACGGGAGUGCACGGCACGCGGACGUCCAGGAUGAUCACCUGCGUGGUCAGAGACAUACCGCCGAUUAUCGCCUAUCUCGUUUUACACGAAUUUAGCUGGUUCACGGGAGGGGAUAGAAGCUAGAGUGCACGUAUUCAAAACGCCCCGAUAACAGGCAUAGGCAAGCUUUUAGACCAAUUACAACGUUGAGUUUCACGCGUGCGUGUUUCGGCUCAAGUUUUUCAAUUCAGAAUAAAUAUCUCGGUCAUCAGUUUAAAAUGAUUUGAAUUUUGAAUUAUUCAGAUUAUUCUGGACAUUGGAGCCAUCAUAAACUACUCUCGGAGUUCUGGACCACAAGUGCUGGCAGAUUUUUAUUACGACACGAGCAUUGAUUUCGAAGUUUCAACUUGCACAUGUAACCAAGGAAGAACAGGUUGUAUGUGUAAACAUAUUAGUUGGGUUUGUUGUUUUGUGAACUCUGAUAACUUCAUCAGGAAGAUUAAUAAUGAGAGAACAAGAAACAUGUAUUUCUGUACUGCCACAGGCAAUGUGCCAUGAUAGUAGCACUAGUGGGCCAUCAUCAUCUUGUGGUUGCAAUGAAGAAAUAAUAUUAUCCACAAAAAUAUAUUCCGAAAAUAAUGAGCCAUUUUUUGAUGAACCAUCUCCUGAUGUGAGAGUGGAAGAAAUAUUAAAUGAGGAACACUAUAUUUCAGAUGGUUUUGAAUGUAUUAAUGUGGUGAAUGAAAUAUUUUCUCAAUAUCUGAAACGUUAACCAAUAGAAAUUUCAAAAGCUUUGACUGUUUUUGUUGUAAAGUUGAGAGACAUCAAAACUGUAUCUGGAUUUGCAAGUGCAUGUCACAUCGGCUUCUAUUCAGGUAGUUUUUUUGUGAGAUAUUGUACUCCCCCUUUUUUAUUUAUUAUUCACUUGAAUUUAUAAUCACUAUAUUUAUUAGGAAUCAUAAAUCGAAGAAAUAAAAUAUUGAGGUCUAGAUUUCCUAUCCAACCAACUUCACUAUCAAGGCGUAAAACCUGCCAUUCAGGUAGAAAUAGUUGUGUUGGUCCACCCCUCGGUAACCUCAUGGACAUGUAAAAAUGUAGGUAUUUCGAAUAGAUGAAAAAAUUACUGUAUGUCUUUAUAGCAAGAAACUUCGCAACAGCUCUGAGGAAUUGCGAAUUUUAAAUUACACUCUGCUGUUUGGCAAAUAUAUUUUCGAUAACACUGCCACUCAGUAAUGUGCUCCAAACAAAAAACUUAGACAAAAAACGAGCUAACGAUGUUGUUAGUAUCACUCUUCUGACUCUUCCAAAUCAAAGGGAUGAUAUUCUAAAUACUAUCUGAGUAUUUUGAAUGAAGCGAAAUAGAAAUUAAAAGAACUGAAUGUUGAAUUUUCGAUGCCGAGAAUAACAGGCAGAAUGGUUCAUAGACCAAAUCCUAUGGUUUCCUCAGUGGAUGACCAUUACCGAAUAACUGUUUUCAUUCCACUGCUUGAUAGGAUUAUCCUUGAUCUGAAAGAUAGACUAUCAGAGAAUAAGUUGAAUCUAUACAACCUUCAUACGGUAUUAGAGGUAAAACUUAUGAUCUUCUGAAAAGUUAUUUGGCAGAUCGACAACAACGAGUAUGCCUCCAUGAAAAUAUCAGCAAUCCGAGGACUGUCACAUUUGGCGUUCCCCAAGGCACUGUGUUGGGCCCACUAUUAUUCACAUUAUAUAUAAAUAGCCUCUUACAUAUCGAUUCCCGAGGGACAAUUCUCAGCUUUGCUGAUGAUACGGUGUUAUUCUAUACUGCUGAUACAUGAAAAAAUUUGAAAAUCAAAGCAGAAACUGAUUUCCAAGUCAUCAAGAAGUGGUUCCAAUGCAACAAACUUACUCUGAAUUUGAAUAAAACUCAUUUCCUCCCAUUUACGUCCUAUCUUAAUUAUCUGCCACAAUUAGGAAAUUUGAAUAUCGAUGAAGUUACGACAACACCUGAAGAUGAGUCUGUUAAGUAUCUGGGUGUCAUAAUAGACAAACAUUUACGUUGGGAUUUACACGUUAAAUUCAUAACGAAAAAAAUUAGAGGCCUCAUUGGUAGAUUUAGAUAUCUGUCGCAAUUUUUAGAUAUUCAUCACCUAAAAACAGUAUACUAUGCACUCAUCCAGUCUCACUUGUCUUAUGGUAUUAUGGGUUGGGAAGGAGUUCUUGACCGUCAUCUAGAAAGACUGAAUAUUGUACAAAAAUGGGUUUUGAGAAUUAUUUACAAAAACAAACUCACUUUUUCCAGUAAUGAACUUUUUCUCAGUAGUCAAAUCCUAGAUUUAAGACAAUUAUACUGUCAGAAAUU